UCCAAUCAAGGCAUUUAUAUAUAUCCCUGCUUCAUACGUAAUUUGUAUUCUGUAGGUGCAGGAAGCUUCUUUUCUUCAAGAUUUUCAUCAGCCAGCAAGCGGAAUCUAUUAUUGAGAAUGGAAACCGUUGCAAGGUCCAACAGUCUUAAGUACGAGUGCUUGUUGUUUGAUAUGGAUGACACAUUGUAUCCUCUUAGCUCAGGUGUCAACCUAGCUUGUCGCAAGAAUAUAGAAGAGUAUAUGUUGCAUCAUCUGAAUAUUGAAGAAACUGAAGUGCCAAAGAUGUGCUUGGAACUAUAUAGAGAGUACGGCACAACAAUGGCAGGCUUGAAGGAGCUAGGGUACGAAUUUGACAACGACAAGUUUCAUGAAUUUGUGCAUGGAAGAUUGCCGUAUGAGGUGCUAAAACCUGAUCCACUGCUCAGGAACCUCCUACUUUCCAUGCCACAGCGCAAAAUUAUAUUCACAAAUGGGGAUAAAGCGCAUGCAAUUAGAGUGCUGAGCAGGUUGGGUCUGGGAGAUUGUUUUGAAGGUAUUAUAUGCUUCGAAACUCUGAAUCCUACCUUGGAGGAUACUGCUACUAUUUUAUGCAAACCUUCCCUCAAAGCAAUGGAGGCUGCUAUUCGAAUUGCAAACCUUGAUCCAAACAAAACUAUUUUUUUCGAUGAUAGCGCUCGAAACAUAGCAAGUGGUAAACAAGCUGGACUGCACACGGUUGUUGCGGGGAGCUCAACUUUAGUGGCAGGGGCUGAUCACGCCUUGAGGAGCAUACAUAACAUAAGAGAUGCCCUUCCUCACAUAUAAGAAGAAGGAGAUUUCCCACAACAAAUUAUCCAAUCCAAUGCCUCUGAAUUAACUGUUGUACAAGCAUAAACGUGCAUCAAGACUUUAAUUUGGUGAAUGUCAAUCAACGAUCUACGUAAAAUAAAAUAAGCACAAUGAUGUGCUAGAUUAUGCAUUGAAUUUAUGAUAGUAGAUUUAUAAGUGUUUGUAUUUAUUCCAGAAGAAAUGAAAUGAAAAAUAUGAAAAAGCUAAGAUAAAUAUUGUAUGAGGUCCCUAUCUGAUACUAGAUGCAAA
Molecule: messenger RNA, 1077 nt
Organism: Solanum dulcamara
Lineage: Eukaryota; Viridiplantae; Streptophyta; Magnoliopsida; Solanales; Solanaceae
Source: RefSeq, a predicted model, not a curated record